Malania oleifera is the source of this 1091-nucleotide messenger RNA. RefSeq lists its product as uncharacterized. Bases 338 to 907 code for a protein of 189 amino acids. NCBI's taxonomy places the organism in Eukaryota, Viridiplantae, Streptophyta, Magnoliopsida, Santalales, Ximeniaceae. The record is from RefSeq and is a predicted model, not a curated record. The transcript has 3 exons.
CCAAUCUUCUUGAUCCGCGUGGCUAGCACGUUCGAUCCCCAUUGGAUCGUUCCUUGACCGUCUCACUUUGAACGAGGUUGUAAUACAAUUUUUUAGCACCGCGUGAGAGAAACGAUAUUAUACAUCGCGUGGAUCUCGAACUACAACUGUUCGCCCAGCCGAAGAAGCCUCCGCUGAUUUCAGUUUUCCACGCCUAUGUGCACUGGACAGACUGGACUGUACUCCCUCACACUGCUGAGCUUUCUCGAGCUGCUAAGCUCGAUUAGGGCUUUCUCUCUCCUCCGCGCACAGAGAGAGAGAGAGAGAGAGAGAGAGAGAGAGAGAGAGAGAGAGAGAGAUGGGGGAAGGGAAGGGAUCGACUUUGGUUCAUCUGCUGGUGGUGGUUCUGAGCUUAGUGGCUUUUGGUUUCGCCGUGGCUGCAGAGCGCCGUAGAAGCACUGGUCAUGUAGUUAAAGACUCGGCCAAUGCCACGUACUGUGUUUACAAUUCAGAUGUUGCCACUGGUUAUGGUGUGGGUGCUUUUUUGUUUCUUCUCUCCAGUGAAUCCCUGCUAAUGGGUGUGACAAAGUGCAUGUGUUUUGGGAGACCGUUGGCACCUGGCAGUAAUCGUGCUUGGUCCAUAAUCUAUUUUUUCUCAUCAUGGGUCUUUUUUCUGGUUGCGGAAGCAUGUCUAAUUGCAGGUGCAAAGAACAAUGCUUAUCAUACAAAAUACCGAGGAAUGAUUUAUGCCCAGAACUUCUCCUGCGAAACACUGCGGAAAGGUGUUUUUGUUGCAGGAGCCGUGUUCGUAGUUGCAACCAUGAUUCUCAACGUAUAUUACUAUAUGUAUUUCACCAAGGCUACUUCUCAGGCAGCUCAUAAAGCAAAUCGUGCUAGUUCAACUGUUGGAAUGACUGGGAAGGUGUAGAUUCAACCAACCGAUGAGCGCGGUAGCGUGAUAUUUUACUUUUUAGUGAUUGUUUGGGUCUUUCGAUUUUGUGAUAUCGUAAAAUGCAAUUGUGCUGGUAAAAACAUUUUGUUCAUCCCGUAAUCUAUAGUGCAAUUGUGGGCACUUUCUCACAGAAGAUCAAAGAUGCAUAGUUGAAAAUGAA